AUGAAGUUUAUGAAGUUAGGGUCUAAACCUGAUACAUUUGAAGCUGAUGGAAAAUUCGUCAAGUAUGCUAUCUCGGAUCUAGACAGCGAUCUUACUAUAAAUGUCGGCGAGGUCACAUUUCACCUCCAUAAGUUCCCGCUGCUAUCGAAAAGCAAUCGGAUGCAGAGACUGGUUUGUCAGGUGAAUGAGGAUAAAACCGAUGAGAUCACUAUAUUAGACAUCCCGGGAGGACACGAAGCGUUUGAGAUCUGUGCUAAGUUUUGCUACGGGAUGACUGUCACGCUCAAUGCUUUCGACAUAACCGCUGUGCGAUGUGCAGCUGAGUAUCUUGAAAUGACUGAAGAUGCUGAUCGCGGUAAUCUCAUAUACAAGACCGAGGUUUUCCUCAAUUCGGGAAUAUUCAGAAGCUGGAAAGACUCGAUCAAUGUGCUUCAGACGACAAAAUCUCUUCUUCCUUGGUCUGAAGAUCUGAAGCUUGUUGGUAGAUGCAUUGAUUCAGUUUCAUCUAAGAUUUUGGUGAACCCCGAGACGAUCACUUGGUCUUAUACACACAACAGGAAGUUAUCUGGACCCGAUAAGAUAAUCGAGUAUCAUCGGGAGAAGAGAGAGGAGAAUGUAAUUCCAAAAGAUUGGUGGGUUGAAGAUGUAUGUGUGCUUGAGAUUGAUAUGUUCAAGCGGGUGAUGAGUACUGUGAAAUCGAGUGGAAGGAUGAACAACGGUGUAAUUGCAGAAGCUCUUAGGUACUAUGUUGCUAAGUGGUUACCAGAAUCUAUGGAGUCUUUAACAUCAGAAGCUUCUUCAAACAAACAUCUCGUUGAGACGGUUGUUUUCUUGUUGCCCAGAGUAAAUAGAGCGAUGAGCUACUCUACUUGCAGCUUCUUGCUGAAGCUCCUUAAAGCUUCAAUCUUGGUUGGUGCUGAUGAGACUGUAAAGGAAGAUUUGGUUGAAAACGUGAGCUUGAAGCUGCACGAGGCCUCGGUUAAGGAUCUACUAAUCCAUGAAGUGGAAUUAGUUCAUCGGAUUGUCGAUCAGUUCAUGGCUGAAGAGAAACGUGUCUCUGAAGAUGAUCGGUACAAGGAGUUUGUUUUAGGAAAUGGGAUUUUGUUGAGCGUAGGAAGAUUGAUCGAUGCUUACCUCGCACAUAACUCUGCUCUUACACUCUCUAGCUUCAUUACGUUAUCCGAGCUGAUCCCGGAAUCAGCUAGGCCGAUCCACGACGGUCUAUACAAAGCCAUUGACACUUUCUUGAAGGAACAUCUGGAGCUAACGAAAUCGGAAAAGAAGAGACUUUGCGGGUUAAUGGAUGUAAGGAAACUAACGACCGAGGCAUCAACACACGCAGCACAGAACGAGCGACUUCCAUUACGAGUUGUGGUGCAAGUUCUCUACUUUGAGCAGCUCCGUGCUAAUCACAGCCCUGUCGAGUCAGUUGCAGCUUCUUCACAGUCGCUGACACCAGUGGAGAAGACGCUAAUGCCGUCGAGGUCAAGGAGGAUCUUUGAGAAGAUAUGGCCAGGGAAAAGAGAGAGUAGUAACAAAAGCUCUGAGGUUUCGUCUGGGAGCUCGCAGAGCCCGCCGGCCAAGUCCACGAGCUCGUCUUCCCGGCGCCGGAGACACUCUAUAUCGUGA
Molecule: messenger RNA, 1629 nt
Organism: Arabis nemorensis
Lineage: Eukaryota; Viridiplantae; Streptophyta; Magnoliopsida; Brassicales; Brassicaceae
Source: the annotation of a GenBank genome assembly